AUCACUGAUGACGAGCUUCUCGAAAACGCUGGCCUCGACGCGAUAGCGUUUAUCCGACUAUUGCGACUUGGUACCAGAGUCGCCGUUGUUGGCUGUUUGAAUGCUAUCUACUUGAUACCAGUAUAUAAAUACCAGGGUUCCGGACCGGCCAAUGAAGAUGAGCUCGCUCGCAAGAAAGUGAGAGAGCGAAAUAAGCCCGUUCUGAUGUUGGAACAUGAAUACAACAUAUGGCAUCACAGAGGUGUCCGUCCUCAAAAGCGCUCGAGCUUUUUCUCUAAAGAGAAAAUUGAUGUUAUUGAAGUUCUUGAAGUACAACGGACUGUGUUGAACGAUUUUAUCGAGAGAGAUUUCAGUGAUGCUGAGUGUUUCCAGGAAAUGGUCGAUGAGCAAAGCCCAAGGCGUAAAGUGCUGGACAUCUCAUCGGGGGCGAACAUGGUGCCGUUGGUCCCUCUGAAGAAGCUCGUGCCAUCGAAAAGCUUCCGAGUCCUCUCUGAUGGCUUCGUCACAUUCAAGUCACUACAGUUCACUGCAAAGGCCUUGCAAAUGCAGCUCUAUGACGAACCUCAUGCUCUAUGCAUUGAAUCAGCGCCGCUACCUGAUGGUGUUUACUGGAGCAAUGUUGGUAUGCCGCAUUUCCAUCAGCAAUUAGGUAUUGUGAUGUCUCUGGCGGCCACCACGGCGUUGUGCAUUUUCUGGACUAUUCCUGUCACUUUCGUUGUGUCUAUAUCGAAAGUGUCCUUCCUGAAGGAAGAAUUACAUUUCCUCCAAAAGCGCUCUAGAAGCCUGGCCUCCUCUCGGAAUCGUACUCCAACUCUUAUCCCCCAUUGCCCUUGCGCUGUUGAACGAGCUCCUGCCGUUCAUAUUGGGGGUUUUCUCGAA
Perkinsus marinus ATCC 50983 is the source of this 879-nucleotide messenger RNA. RefSeq lists its product as hypothetical. The annotation marks the transcript as partial. The transcript has 2 exons. Gene Ontology annotation, molecular function: calcium-activated cation channel activity. NCBI's taxonomy places the organism in Eukaryota, Perkinsozoa, Perkinsida, Perkinsidae. Gene Ontology annotation, cellular component: plasma membrane. The record is from RefSeq and is a predicted model, not a curated record.